AUGGAACCAAAUGUAUAUACAAAUAAUAAUGAAAAUGGUACAGCCAAUGUAUCAGGUACAACACAAGUUAGUUUUGAAGUGAAUUGUUAUCAAGAUACACCAAAAAAUGUAACACCAAAUAUAAGUUCAAUUAAAUUUCCAACAUCUUCACCAUUAUCAUCAGCACCACCACAAAAAAGAGGUAGUAUGUUACCAUUAUCACCAAUUAGUAAUGGUGAAGGUGGUAGUGGUUUUGGUCAUCAUAGAAGAACUAAAAGUAAUACAUCUUAUCCUGGUGGUACGAAUGAUUUUACUUCUACAAACCCAAAUUCAAACACCACCACUACUACUGCAACUUCAACAACUACAUCUACACCAACAUCACCAUCCAUUUCAUCAGUUACAGAUUCAUUUAGAAGAGCAACUAUCAAUACUGGUUCAAUACCAAGAAUAACUACAACUUCACCACCAACAUCUUCACCACCUUCACCACAAAUAAUUAAUAAAUCUGUAAAUAAUAAUAAUAAUAAUAAUAAUAAUAAUAAUAAUGAUAAUAAUAAUAAUAAUAAUAAUAAUAAUAAUAAUAAUAAUAAUAAUAAUAAUAAUAAUAAUAAUAAUGAUAAUAAUAAUAAUAAUAAUAAUGAUAAUAAUAAUAAUAUUGAUGAUAGUAAUAAUAGUUGUAAUAAUUUACAAAAGAAAGAUGAAGAAUUAAAAAAAAAAGAGGAAAUUAUAUCAACAACAACAACACCAACAACACCAGCAAUUGUUGAAAAUAUUGAAGAAGAAUCAGAAGUUGAUCAAUUAACAACACCACCAUUAUCAUUAUCAUCACAAGAAAAAGAUUCAUCAGAUGUUGAUGAGUUUGUAAUUAUAAAUGAAAUUCAUGAUACUGGUUUAAUAAUGUAUGAUAGUUAUGGAUUUUUAGUUGACCAAGACCAAAUUCAAAAUCAUUUAAUUUAUAAAGAUAAAUUCAUAAAAGAAGAUAAUAUUAGAAGAGAUAAUUGGAUGUCAUUUUUAGAGAAAAAUCCAGGCGCAUUACAUAAUUUAGUUGUAAAACCACACUAUAUACUUUCACAUGAUUCAAAUACAACUCCAUCACCACAAUCUUUAUCAAAUAGUAAUAACGGAAUACCGAAUAAUAAUAAUAGUAAUAAUAGUAAUAAUAAUAAUAAUAGUACAAAUAAUUUAUCACAAUCUUCACCAUCUCCUUUAUCAUCAUCAUCUUCAUCAUAUAAAAGUUAUAGACAAAAAAUACCAAAACCAUUAAAAGAAUUAAUUAGAGGUGGUAUACCAGGUGAAUAUAGAUCAAUGCUUUGGUUUAGAGCGAGUGGUGGUUAUGCAAGAUUAUCAGAGAAUCAAGAUGAAUACUUUAAUAUAUUAAAAGAAAAUGCUGGAAAGAAAUCAGUUGCUGUAAAACAAAUUCUAAUGGAUGUUGAUCGUACUUUUCCUGAUCAUAAAUUUUUAAAUACAAAAGAAAAAAUGGAAAGUCUAACAAAUGUUUUAGUUGCUUAUUCUUGGAGAAAUCCAAAAGUUGGUUAUUGCCAAUGUAUGAAUUUUAUAGCAGGAUAUUUAUUAAUUUAUAUGAGUGAACCAGAAGCAUAUUGGACAUUAGUAUCAAUUAUUGAAGAAUUAUUACCAACUGAAUAUUUCACAAAUACAAUGAUUGAUUCAUCAGUUGAUGUUAGAUUUGUUUUCGAUGAUUUAUUACAAAAGAAAAUACCAAGAUUACAUCAACAUCUUACAUCAUUCAAUUUAACAUUACCAUUAAUCAUAACUCAAUGGUUUCUAUGUAUAAUGGCAACUACUACUCCAACUGAAACAACUUUUAGAAUUUGGGAUGUAUUUUUCAGUGAAGGUUCAAAAGUUUUAUUCAGAGUUGCACUUUCUUUCUUUAAAUUAAGUGAAGAGAAAAUUUUAUCUUGUAGAGAUUAUGGAACUCUUUAUAAUUUAAUAAAGAAAGUACCAAGUGUAAUGUAUGAUGCAGACUUAUUAUUAGAUGUUAGUUUUAAGAAACUGGGCUCUUUCCCAAUGAAGUCCAUUUUACAAAAAAGAAAAGAUAGUAAGCAUGUAGUCACUUCAGAGUAUUUGGAGUUCCAAAGACAAAAAAAUGAAAGAUCUAGUAAAAGAUAA
This is a messenger RNA of Dictyostelium discoideum AX4, 2109 nucleotides long. RefSeq lists its product as hypothetical. The record is from RefSeq and is a predicted model, not a curated record. Lineage: Eukaryota; Evosea; Eumycetozoa; Dictyosteliales; Dictyosteliaceae. Gene Ontology annotation, cellular component: cytoplasm. Bases 1 to 2109 code for a protein of 702 amino acids. The transcript has 3 exons.